Messenger RNA from Podarcis raffonei (Aeolian wall lizard), 2545 nucleotides. RefSeq names its product solute carrier family 6 member 8 (gene SLC6A8). The coding region runs from base 478 to 2403 and encodes 641 amino acids. NCBI's taxonomy places the organism in Eukaryota, Metazoa, Chordata, Lepidosauria, Squamata, Lacertidae. Gene Ontology annotation, biological process: sodium ion transmembrane transport. Gene Ontology annotation, cellular component: membrane. The transcript has 13 exons. The record is from RefSeq and is a predicted model, not a curated record.
CAGGGAGGCGAGUGAGCGGCGGCGGCGGCGGCGGCAGAAGCGCAAAGGGAGCCGAGGCGGACGGGCGCGCAGCAGAAGGGAAGGGCUGACCGACCCCGCUCCGCCCGCGGCCCCGCUGAGCCUCCGGGCCGGCCACUGCGGGGGUGUCCCCCGCUCGGCUGCCCUCGCCGACCUUCGCCCUCCAGCAACUCCCUUCCCGCGUCCACUGAACACAUGAGGUUUUUCAGGUUGACCUUCAAGUGCUUCGUGGAUUGUUUCUGAGUCCCCCCGGACUCGCCCCCGCGCUCCCCGCGCCGAGCCCCGACCCAGCGAGACCCCCUCUCUGCCGGCGCCGCCGCCCGCCGCCCGCCCCUCCGGAGGGGCACCGGCUCCGCCGAGACCCCCACGCGCCCGCCGCCCGCCCGCCCGCCUUCCUCGGAGCAUCGCCCGACUCGCCUGGAGGGGGGCGGCAGGGACUCGGGGGUCCCCCCCGGCGCCAUGGCCAAGGGGGCUUCGUCGGACAGCAGCGGCUGCGGCGGCAUCUACAGCGUCUCGGUGGAGCAGCAGGACAAAAAGGCCGCCAUGUGCCCGGGAGUCCCCGCUGCGGGCAAAGGGGAGGCCGCGGACCCUCCUGGGCCGAGCGUGGCCCUGCCGCCCCCCGAGAGGGAGACGUGGACCCGGCAGAUGGAUUUUAUCAUGUCCUGCGUGGGCUUCGCCGUGGGGCUGGGCAACGUGUGGCGCUUCCCUUACCUGUGCUACAAGAACGGGGGAGGUGUUUUCCUCAUCCCUUACCUUCUUAUUGCCCUCAUUGGCGGGAUUCCCAUCUUCUUCCUGGAAAUUUCCUUGGGGCAGUUCAUGAAGGCCGGGAGCAUCAACGUAUGGAACAUCGCACCACUGUUCAAAGGACUGGGCUUUGCCUCUAUGGUGAUCGUCUUCUAUUGCAACACCUACUACAUCAUGGUGCUUGCCUGGGGUUUCUAUUACCUGGUGAAAUCUUUUGCGGCCACCUUGCCCUGGGCGACCUGCGGGAACCCCUGGAACUCUGAUGAAUGUGUGGAGAUCUUCCGGCAUGAGGACUGCGCCAAUGGCACUGCCACAGGCAACCUUACCUGUGACGAGCUCUCCGACAAGAGGUCGCCUGUCAUCGAGUUUUGGGAGAACAAGGUGCUGCGUCUGUCAGGAGGCCUGGAACUCCCUGGUGAGAUCAACUGGGAGGUGACCCUCUGUCUGCUAGCCUGCUGGGUCCUUGUCUACUUCUGUGUCUGGAAGGGUGUCAAGUCCACAGGAAAGAUUGUCUACUUCACUGCUACAUUCCCUUACGUGGUGCUCAUUAUACUGCUAAUCCGAGGGGUGAUGCUGCCUGGAGCUCAGGAUGGGAUAAUCUACUAUCUCAAACCCGACUGGUCCAAACUGGCCUCCCCUCAGGUGUGGAUCGAUGCUGGGACCCAAAUCUUUUUCUCGUAUGCCAUAGGACUGGGGGCACUCACUGCCCUGGGCAGCUAUAACCGGUUCAACAACAAUUGCUAUAAAGAUGCCAUCAUCCUGGCUCUGAUCAAUAGUGGGACCAGCUUCUUCUCUGGCUUUGUGGUCUUCUCCAUUCUGGGCUUCAUGGCAGCAGAACAAGGAGUUGAUAUCUCCAAGGUAGCUGAAUCUGGGCCUGGCCUGGCAUUUAUCGCCUACCCACGAGCUGUCACUCUGAUGCCUGUCGCUCCACUCUGGGCUGCCCUCUUUUUCUUCAUGCUGCUGCUCCUGGGCUUGGAUAGCCAGUUCGUGGGCGUUGAAGGCUUUAUCACUGGUAUCCUGGAUUUCUUCCCAGCCGCCUACACCUUCCGAUUCCAGCGAGAGGUCAUUGUGGCUGUCUCCUGUGCUGUCUGCUUCUUCCUUGAGCUGUCCAUGGUGACCGAGGGGGGUAUGUAUGUCUUCCAGCUAUUUGAUUACUACUCGGCAAGUGGCACGACCCUUCUGUGGCAGGCCUUCUGGGAGUGCAUAGCAGUCGGCUGGGUUUACGGUGCCGAUCGUUUCAUGGAUGACAUUGCCUGCAUGAUUGGCUACCGGCCCUCCCUGUGGAUGAAGUGGUGCUGGAUGUUCCUGACUCCUCUCAUCUGCCUGGGCGUCUUUCUCUUCAAUGUUGCCUACUACAAGCCAUUGAUCUACAACAACAGCUACAUCUACCCCUGGUGGGGAGAAGCCAUCGGCUGGGGCUUCGCACUAUCCUCCAUGCUGUGUGUCCCCCUUACUGCUCUCUACAAGCUCAUCCGUGCCAAGGGGACACUGGCUGAGCGCUGGCACCACCUCACCCAGCCGAUCUGGGGGUUGCACCAUCUGGAAUACAAGGUGCCUGAAUCAGAAUUUGGCGUUCUGACCACCUUGACUCCUGCCUCCGAUGGGGGCAGCAAGGCAGUCAUCCUGGAGAGCGUCAUGUGACCAAUGCUCGCCCACUCUUCUCCCACAACAAGAGGCGCCCUUUCUUUGUGCCACUCAACCCCUGGCUGCCAUUGGGGGGAGGGGGAGGGGGGAUACAGUUCACCUGCCAUGUGUGGAAUGGGGGGCGGUGCUCCCUGCUUGU